Messenger RNA from Paraphaeosphaeria sporulosa, 879 nucleotides. RefSeq names its product NAD(P)-binding protein. Lineage: Eukaryota; Fungi; Ascomycota; Dothideomycetes; Pleosporales; Didymosphaeriaceae. The transcript has 4 exons. Bases 1 to 879 code for a protein of 292 amino acids. The record is from RefSeq and is a predicted model, not a curated record.
AUGGCACCUCUCCCCAAGAAAAUUCUUGUCUUCGGCGCAACGGGCGUCAUUGGUAAAUACAUCAUCUCUGGCCUCGUCGAUGCCAAGGCCAGCGUCGAGAAGAUUGGCAUAUUUACGUUGCCUACAACGGUAGAAAACCAAGAUGUGGAAGUCCUGGUGGGAAACGUGGAGUCCGAGGCGGAUGUGACGAGGGCGUAUGAUGGCUGCGACACCGUCAUCUCCGCCCUUGGCCGCUCCACCAUCCUCGUCCAAACUCCCCUCCACCGCCUCGCCGAAGCCUCCCCUACAAUCCACACUUUCUUCCCCUCUGAAUUCGGCACAGACAAUGAGUACUCCACCUCCACCUCUACGCACGAAAAGCUGCACCAGCUCAAGCUCCAAGUGCGCAAGUACGUGCGCGAGUACAUCCGCAAAGUGGCCGUCACGUACCUCGUCACGGGACCGUACUCGGAUCUGUAUCUGAGCGCGCAAGCGGGGGACUUUGAGCGCGCUGGGAGUUUCGAUGUGAAGGGCGGGAAGGCGGUUCUGCUCGGCGACGGCGACAGCAGGGUGGCGUUCACGAGCAUGCGUGAUGUGGGCGUGUUGCUUGUCGCGGCGCUCAAGACGUCUGGAGAAGGUUCGCCGAGGACGCUCAAGGUGAACUCUUUUACUGCGACGCCGUGGCAGAUUUUGGUGGAGUUUGAGCGGCAGACGGGGAAGGUGUGGUGUGUGGAAUAUACCGGCGAUGGAACGAGGUAUACGCUGAGGAGGAUCUGGACAGAAAGGGGGACGUUGCAUGCAGAAAGGGUUAAUGGAAUUAUUGGAGAGCCGAAUUUAGAGACGUUGGAGAGACAAGUGAGGCUGUCCAUUGAGAGGCAACUAGGGAAAGGGCAAGCGUAG